Coniophora puteana RWD-64-598 SS2 is the source of this 937-nucleotide messenger RNA. RefSeq lists its product as uncharacterized. The transcript has 3 exons. Lineage: Eukaryota; Fungi; Basidiomycota; Agaricomycetes; Boletales; Coniophoraceae. The record is from RefSeq and is a predicted model, not a curated record. The coding region runs from base 622 to 828 and encodes 68 amino acids.
GGGAAGUAGUAGCGUUUCGAGACAUGCAAGGGUUUUUGUAGCACAAACAACUUGGCGCGGUGGAUUCUGUGAUUGGUAUGACCGCAUCGACGUCACUCCGCUCUCCAACGAGGUGAUGUCACCACCAGACCAGUCCCGGUCCAUUUCUGGCAGGUCAGCUUCCCUACUCGCUACAACGUACCGUGCAGCGUGUUCAUGGCGCUCGCGACGUCUGCGUCGACAGAGCUCGAUCAGAAUGAAGUAACUCUUCUCCCAUUUUCUCCGCCUGGCAUUCCGGCGCCAAUCGCUACUGCGCAUUAACCCACAUCAGCCCUCGUCCCCCCCACGCGUUGGAGCAUGUCUUCAUGACCUUGACUUCAUCCACUUCGAUGUCAUUGCCCAAGUGCUACCGUUCGUGAUAGACAGCGAAGCCCAUAGCCCUAUGGUGAAGUGGCCGCCCCUGUACGCGUUCCGACAGUAGGCACACUAAUCCACAAUAAAUCUCAUACCGCCAAGGGUACAAAAGCAUUUGAUCCGCACGUGUCACCUUUUGAAUCUUCACUGGUCGUUCUGCUCGCCUUCUAGCAAGGGUGUGCUGCACGCCGAUUCAAACGCACUGCAGGUAGCAUACCUCUGAAAAAUAUGACGCGAACAAGUUCUACGUCACAAGAACCUGAUUCUGACAUGAAUAUGCUCCGGAGAAAAGCCUCCCUGGGGUCAUCAGCAAGAUCUAUACGGGACUUGUACUUACAUGCCAUCCAGUUACACCCCCCUGAGCAGCGAGCCGACGGACGUCAUAACGGGUCUAGGCCAUCGUCAAGUCUGCUCGUUAUCGGUUCCAAACCUUAAAGAAACGAAAAAAGCCGAUACAAGGGCUGUUGAGGCUGUUCGUCCUGAGCUAGAGAUUACAUGUGGACGCAUAUAUGCGCCCCGAUCGCGAUGUGCAAUCGGACGUGAA